This is a messenger RNA of Gadus macrocephalus (Pacific cod), 2097 nucleotides long. RefSeq names its product synaptobrevin-like 1 (gene vamp7). Gene Ontology annotation, biological process: vesicle fusion; exocytosis. NCBI's taxonomy places the organism in Eukaryota, Metazoa, Chordata, Actinopteri, Gadiformes, Gadidae. Gene Ontology annotation, molecular function: SNARE binding; SNAP receptor activity. The coding region runs from base 181 to 840 and encodes 219 amino acids. Gene Ontology annotation, cellular component: SNARE complex; membrane. The record is from RefSeq and is a predicted model, not a curated record. The transcript is spliced from 8 exons.
CAUCCUCCAUAUGGACCCUGUCUGUUAUCCAGGGCUGGGCGAUAUCCUCAGCAGAAUAAACUCGAAGGGAGAGGGAUUAGCUAGCUCGCUAGCGUCUGAAUUCCCUAUAAAUGACAGAAGUCGCCUGACAUCACAUUCAUCAAGCCUCGAAGAAGUCAAAGUGUCAAUCUGCCUGUUGCCAUGGCAAUCCUCUUUGCGGUGGUGGCCCGCGGGACCACGAUCCUGGCCAAGCACGCAUGGUGCGGUGGGAACUUCCUCGAAGUCACGGAACAGAUAUUGGCCAAGAUCCCCUCUGAAAACAACAAGCUUACAUACAGCCAUGGCAGCUAUCUCUUUCAUUACAUCUGUCAUGACCGAAUCAUAUACCUGUGCAUCACGGACGAUGACUUUGAGAGGUCCCGUGCCUUCAGCUUUCUCAGUGAGGUGAAGAAGCGCUUCCAGACGACCUACGGCUCACGGGCCCAGACGGCCCUGCCAUACGCAAUGAACAGUGAAUUUUCAUCCACUCUGGCUGCUCAGAUGAAACACCAUUCAGAUCCACGGGGGUCAGACCGCCUCGCUGAUACUCAGAUGCAGGUGGAUGACUUGAAAGGCAUCAUGGUUCGGGACAUAGACUUGGUGGCCCAGAGAGGAGAGAAGCUUGAGCUACUGAUUGACAAGACAGAAAAUCUGGUUGAUUCAUCAGUGACAUUUAAAACCACCAGUCGCAACCUAGCAAGGGCCAUGUGUAUGAAGAACCUCAAAUUGACGGUUGUAAUAGUGCUUGUGGCACUGGUCAUUCUCUACAGCAUCGUCUCAGCUGCCUGUGGAGGCCUCAGUUGGCCAACCUGUGUCAAAUAACGAGAUGAGAGGAGCAGUAGAAGAAGAAGAAGAAUAAAACGAGAUUGAGGAAGAGAGGGAAAGUUGUAUUAUUUUUCUGGAACUCUUGUUAUUCCUGUUUGCGAGCGGGUGCAAAGGGAAAGACCACUUUACCUAACAGUACUUCUCCGGCUGUAACAUCUAUGUGGGCAUACAUUUUCCCUUACUUCCUGUCAUCACUCGCAUCCUAGCAUUCACAUUGACAUGCCUUCAGGACAGCGCCCCCCCCCCCCCACCAACACCACCACAAUUGUUGACUGAUGUUUGGUCUGGAUCCUUUCAUUCAGUAGUACAGCACAUUACACAUGCCUGUCUCGUUACACAUGCCUGUCUCGUUAUACAUGCCUGUCUCGUGCACCUAAUGACGUUUCAAAUGCCUCUCUGACCUCUGUCCAGGCGUUUCAUUCACAUCAAUUCCAAAAUGAGCCACUUUAAGUUUGAGGUUGUUGUUCUUUUAAUUUAGCUUUUGUCUUGCUUAAAUCUUAGUGAGAUAGGAUUAAAGAUAUAUUGAACAAGGGCAAACUAUAGAAAUCAUUAUACAUGCCAGCAGGCUUGACUUGUAAGAUUUAAUAUUAUUAGCUCACUGGAAAUCACUGGAAAUUAAUCUUUUCUUAGACACCACGAGUGCAGUGUAUUUCUCCUACAAUGGCAUGUGUCCUUUCCUUAAACUUAAAGCCUCUAUUAACAGCAAUUUAUUAAACAAAGGAGACACUAUUAACAUUUUGCUCAGAGAGGCUAACAUUUUUAGAUUCUGGGGAUUUUAUGUUUUCUUAUCAUAAGCACCGUUGACAAUUAACUACUCUAGAAAAUAAUGUUAAAGAGAAUGUAUUGCAAGAAGAUAUUACUUUAACUUGUUCCUUUUUAUUAGCCAAGAAAUAAUAGCUCUGUAAAUUUAAUUAAUUUCAUUGCUCCUGAUCUUGAAAGAUGCUUGCUUUCGAGUUCCUCUUCCAGGGAUUGAUUGAAUAUGCUAUCCUUUUGUCAACCCAAUGCACUUUUUGCCAUUGUACAUACGCGUGCUUCAUACAUAGUAUGGUUUAUAAUUAUUUAAAUAUUUUACAUCCAGAUUUGAAAAUAAAAUCUCCUCGUACCAAGUGUGAAUUGGGAAAAUCAUGCGUUGAAAUGUGCUGGCUGGCUGACACAUUAUGCAGCUGAAAAUUGAGCUGCUUAAUAUGUUUACUUUUUAUGUGAGUUAAUGAUCAUUGUAAUUGUUGCCGUUGUAUGAUAAAGUAGUUACCGGUC